Messenger RNA from Hymenoscyphus albidus, 4467 nucleotides. NCBI's taxonomy places the organism in Eukaryota, Fungi, Ascomycota, Leotiomycetes, Helotiales, Helotiaceae. The record is from the annotation of a GenBank genome assembly.
GGCCUCCUCGUCCAUUCGACCUAAGAACCUCCAGGAAGCUAACGACCGAAUCUCUCAUCUCCCUGGAAACCUCGAAUCAACACCAUCAUUCGACUUCUCGCACUAUCGACUGUACUUCGCCGGAUGAAGUUUUUUAUGCGACACUCGAAUCCUACACAACAUCCGCCCUCUCGAUAAAUGACAUGACUCGAGAUAUUAAAGGCUUCCGCGAUGGUCACGAUCCUGCCUCCGAAGAUGAGGUCUACGCAGCCUUGUGGGCAACGGCUCCUUUCCCCCGACUUCCUGAAGAUGCGCCCGAUGAAUUGAAGAAUUUCAUUGUCGAUGUGGAGGAUCCAAAGCGCUUGUAUACCAUUCAUUGCGCGGCAAGGCGACACCAGUUCCAGCUACUAGUAGAGAGGUGAUAAUACCGCAGAGAUGCCUCCGCCUUACCAUUGGGAACUCGCUAACGGGUUGGCAGGUACAUUUUCCAGAUAAGAUAUGGUUGCAAAGUCAAAACUUGCAGUACUACCACCUGUUUCUCUUGUCGCAAACGUCUGGCAGCUGGUGCGCCGGUUCGAAGAUACAAUGCCACAAGUGCUCGCACGCUUGCGAUAUAUAUGGCGAGCCAGGAUAAUCCAGAUCAAGGGCUUUGCCAUCAUCCCAGCGCAGACAGACCUCCUCCAAAGACGCCCAAUCCUCAUAAAUCGUGGAAGGAUGCAAGCAGUGAGACUGUGGAUUCUACAUCAAAUGGCUCAAGUAGAAGGCGCAACGAGAGUGACGAGCGAGGAACGAACAAUAAAUCACGAGAAAUUUCGAGUAUCAGCGCGCGCGCCAGACCUACAACGUCAACUGCUGGCACAGAUGGGCGUCCUAAGGGCCAGAAGAGGAGUUUGGAGAUUGCACCUUAUGAAGAGCCAACACCCAUAGACCACCGCUCUUUUGUCCAAAAUGUCUUUGGCACUGUAGCUUUCAAGAUGGUUGAAUGGCUCACUCCAAGCAAUAUGGAAGCAUUAUCUCGACCAGAUGAGGAGGAACGAGAGGUGGUCUCGCAACCUGGAGGGCCAACCAAUUCCACAGCCAACCCCGUAACGGAAGUCGUGGCUAUACCCUUGCCAGUCCCCAAACCACAAAUAAAACCCGAUACUCAUCCAUCAAACAACAAUCAGGGCCCUGAAGCAACGACUUUCUCACCACCCAAAUCAUGUAACAAUGAACAUAAAUCUCGCCCAAUUGCUGAUUCAAAAACUGUUGCCAACUCGCUUACGCGACGGAACUCCAAACUAAACGGUGGUAGAAGACAUGAAGCACACGAACCUCAGAAUCCCAAGGGCAUCCUAAAUUUAUCAUCAAGGACAAAUGACACCCCUGAAAUGAUAGAUUUGCAGCAAUUUCAACCUCCGCGAACGAAGCGUACUCUCUCCACAUCUCGAAAAACACUCAUCACAAACCCUAUGCUGCAUAUGCCCGAGCGAGAACUCUCAUCGGUCCUGAAAACCGCCACUAUUAAACUCUUGCCAGAAGUGAAGAAGGAUUCCAUCAAGGAUGAAGCCAUUGACCAUGUAAGACGAGACUCGCAUUUGGCCACAAAAGGCGCUGUGAAGAAACUUACCAGAGAAACCCCAAUCCCGGACUCUUUGCCGGUCGAAGACAAGAUCCUUCCCCAGUCACUCUCGCUUCUCCCAAUUGAUCUUCUGAACUUUUUAUGCGAUACCUUACAGUCUCACGGAACGUUGGAAAAGCACGAUUUGCACCCUGCGGAAAUUUCGCAGCCUUUAAUGAGGUGGCUCAAUAACAGCAGCUCAUAUAAACAAGGGCGAGGGUCCGCAUCAAGAAAUGGGUCAAAUUAUUCGAAUUCUGCAAAAGAACAGUGGAAGUCAUUCAUUGAGCAGGGAUUUUUUGACGUGCUCUCGAAAUCGGACUCUCUCAUUCAGUCUUUCAGUUAUUGUGAUCAGCGAUUGUACGAUACUCAAACCAUGUGGUAUUUGAUGCUUCGCUUGACACGAGUUGCCCCAUCUCUGGUAUUUGACAGUCUGUGGAUAGCAGCAGCCGACCUCUUCAAUCCUCCGGAAUCGCUGGAAUCAAUUCAAGAUUGGUCAAAAGAAGAUCCAUCUUCAAGCUCUAGAAAAGCUUUGCCCAAUAAUGAGGCAGCGAGAUUGAUCAAUAUUUGCUUACAUGCUCUUGUUGCCGCUGCACCCCUCGUAGUUGACGCACGCCAAUUGGCGAACAUGUCUAGGAUUCGAUCUUUUGGUUUGGCGAUGCUGGGUAGAGAGACUUCUUCUCUCGAGCCGGUCAAAUUGUGCUUGCAAUAUGAGGAUGCCUUCACAAACGAUUUGGCUCUGCGACUCGCCCGUCGACUCUUUGCUUCCAUAUCCACUAGAAGAAGGUUCACAGAACUGAUGGAGUUGCAGAAUGAUGUACGAGCUGAUGGCAAGCGUGAGCCUGACGUUUUGGAAGGCGUGUUGGCAACAUUAAAGUUUCUUGAUAUCGGUACGAUUCCUGCACUGGACUUCCACAAUCAAGAGCGUGACUUGCAUGAAAAGAGAGUUCCAACUCUCCUUUUAGAUUGGGCUAGGACGGUGAUGCUUCAAGACUGGGACGGUUCUGCGGAAGUGCCUGCAGACGGGUCGUUUGGUGGCGCUCUGGCCAUGAUGGCUGCAAUUUGUACGAAGCCCAUCCUUCAUCGUGAAAGAUAUCAACUAACAUACUUUAGAUAAGCACAGGAAAUCUUUGCUUCUAGGAGAUAUACACUUCCGAACCGAGUACUUUGCAGAGAGGCUUGAUCCUGUCAGUAUGCCACUUGGGUGGCUAUCAUUCGAGACAAACAGACGGACUCUGCAUCUUCUCGAUUAUCCGUAUCUAUUUAAUCCCUCCACGCUAGUAACGUACUUCCGUGCAAUCAAUUACUCUCGGAUGAAUGAAGCAUACGAAUCCGGAAAAGCUACGACUGGUCUUGUACAUUCAAUGGCAUCUGAGAAUCAAUUAAUGACGGAUCAGAGUACUCGCUAUCGGCUGUUCGAACGCCUGCGGGUCGCUACCUCAAAAUUUCUGGUUCUGGAGAUAAGUCGUCGCAGCGUGUUGGUUGAUACCUUCAAUGCCAUCUGGAGACGAGAAGAACGCGAACUUAUGCGACCUUUGAAGGUUCGGUUGGGCGAGGGUGGUGGCGAAGAAGGUUUGGACUCCGGUGGUGUUCAACAGGAGUUCUUCCGCCUGGCUAUCGCUGAAGCGCUCAAUCCCGAUUAUGGAACCUUCACUAUUGACUCCCGAACCAAAAUGACCUGGUUCCAGCCAGGUUCACCAGAACCGCUUUGGAAAUCCCAAUUGAUUGGAACUAUAGUCUCAUUAGCUAUAUAUAAUGGGCUCACUCUUCCGGUCACAUUUCCAAAGGCCUUGUAUCGCAAACUCCUAGAUCACGAAGUAACUGAGCUACAUCAUAUUGAGGAUGGUUGGCCGGACUUGACAAAUGGCUUGACCUCGCUCUUGGAAUGGGACGAGAAAGACGGCUUGGUCGAAGAAAUAUUUGCUCGAACUUACGAAUUUAGCACUGAGCAGUUUGGCCAAGCAGUUAGUCGUGAGAUAGGAGAAUACACUCCAUGGCCGCAAUUCUCGGACCCACAGGCCUCCUCUGCGAAUCCGGAAGACGCCCCAAUGGUAACAAAUGAGAACCGCAACAAUUUUGUUAGUGAUUACAUUCGGUGGUUGACCGACGUUUCAAUAAAUCCUCAAUUUGAGGCCUUUAAAACUGGAUUCUUCACUUGCGUCGAUCGCCGCUCUCUUUCUCUCUUCGAUCCUGAUACUCUGCAAUCUGUUGUGGAAGGUAUACAAGAAAUCGACAUAUCCGAAAUGAGACGCGCGACACGUUAUAUCGGCUGGGAAGCUUCCCAUCGCACAGUGAGGGAUUUCUGGAGCAUCGUAAAGCGGUAUGAUCUCCCGACGAAAAAGAAGCUCCUAGAGUUUGUCACCGCGAGUGAUCGGGUGCCUGUGGGCGGGAUGCGAAAUUUGCAGUUCACACUCCAGCGCAACGGUAUUGAUGAUGUGCAUCUACCGACUACUUAUACUUGCUAUGGGAUCUUGUUACUCCCUGAAUAUAGCAGUAAAGAUGUACUAAGAGAGAAGUUGAAGAUGGCCUUGGAGAACUCGAAGGGAUUUGGGUUUGCUUGAUUGAAGCGAGUGUGGGAGUUUUUUGUAGCAUAGGGAGGCAUAUAAUGGCGUUUUCUCUCUCUCUCUCUCUUUCUCUCUUUUUUCUUCUGGUUGAAAAGGCUAUAUUAAGGAGGUGCGGUAGUGAUGUCCCGAGGAACGAAAUGGGUGUUCCGAGGUUGACUUUGCAUCUAGAUGGGGCUUUGCUGGCUUAGCGUUGGUCUUUUUUUAUUUACAGUUACGCGGUUAAUUAGGAAGGGAGGGAGGGGUUCUGGUUCAAAAGCUUCUUUUUUUUUUGGUGCAAACAUGAACAUUUCCAGGUCAUCUUUUUCACUUUUCUUUAUGUGUGACGCG